Aspergillus ruber CBS 135680 is the source of this 432-nucleotide messenger RNA. Its product is annotated as 40S ribosomal protein uS9. Gene Ontology annotation, biological process: translation; maturation of SSU-rRNA from tricistronic rRNA transcript (SSU-rRNA, 5.8S rRNA, LSU-rRNA). The coding region runs from base 1 to 432 and encodes 143 amino acids. The record is from RefSeq and is a predicted model, not a curated record. NCBI's taxonomy places the organism in Eukaryota, Fungi, Ascomycota, Eurotiomycetes, Eurotiales, Aspergillaceae. Gene Ontology annotation, cellular component: cytosolic small ribosomal subunit; ribosome. Gene Ontology annotation, molecular function: RNA binding; structural constituent of ribosome. The transcript is spliced from 4 exons.
AUGGCUUCCGUCCCGAGUGUGCAAUGCUUCGGCAAGAAGAAGACGGCUACCGCUGUCGCCCACUGCAAGCAAGGCAAGGGUCUUGUCAAGGUUAACGGCCAGCCCCUCUCUCUGGUCCAGCCUGAGAUCCUCCGCUUCAAGGUCUACGAGCCCCUCUUGAUCGUUGGCGCCGACAAGUUCGCUGGUGUCGACAUCCGUGUCCGCGUCUCCGGUGGUGGCCACACCUCGCAGGUCUACGCCAUCCGCCAGGCCAUCGCCAAGUCCAUCGUCGCCUACUACCAGAAGUACGUCGACGAGCACUCCAAGAACCAGCUCAAACAGGCUCUUGGCCAGUACGACCGCACACUGCUCGUUGCCGACAACCGCCGCGCCGAGCCCAAGAAGUUCGGUGGUCGCGGUGCCCGCGCAAGGUACCAGAAGUCCUACCGUUAA